AUGGAUUUGAAUUCAUUAUUUAAUGUUAAAGAUAAAAUUGUAUUGAUUACAGGAGGAUCCAGAGGGAUCGGACUUAUGAUAGCAACAGGAUUUAUAGCUAAUGGGGCAAAAGUUUAUAUUUCUUCAAGAAGCAUGGAUACUUGUGAUAAGGUUGCUAAAGAAUUAUCUGAUAAAGGUCCAGGAAAAGCUGUUAGUAUACCGGCAAAUUUACAACAUUUAAAUGAAGUCAAACGAUUAGCUAAUGAAAUUAAAAAACGUGAAGGAACUGCAUCACCAAAAGAUCCGGCAAGGGUAAUUAAUAUUGGAUCAAUUGCCGGUUUGGCAAUACCAUUCAAAGAAGGAUAUGCAUAUUCAACUUCCAAAGCAGCUUUACAUCAUUUAACAAAAGUAAUGGCGGGACAAUUAUCAAAUCGUCAAAUUACAUUUAAUAAUAUUGCACCUGGACCUUAUCUAUCAAAAAUGUCGGCUAAAACAUUGAACGAUCAUGGCGAAAUAAUUAGAUUAGAAGUGCCUUUAGGUAGAAUUGGAGCAGCUGAAGAUAUUGCCGGUACCGCGAUUUAUUUAUCUAGUAAGGCUGGCGCUUUUACUAAUGGUGCUACUAUUACAGUUGAUGGCGUUGCCAAAGUAUCAAUGAUAAAUGUAACCAAUUCACCCCAAAGAGGCAUUAAUGACGCGAAAUUAACCAAUCCUUUGCCUCCAACUUCUUUACUAAGUAAUUUCAUUGCAACAUGUUUAUUUAUAGAUCUUAAAGCAUGUCGGGAAAUUGAUCUUUACGCAUGA
This is a messenger RNA of Funneliformis caledonium, 780 nucleotides long. Lineage: Eukaryota; Fungi; Glomeromycota; Glomeromycetes; Glomerales; Glomeraceae. The record is from the annotation of a GenBank genome assembly.